UUUUUCAUGACAUUCCUCAUCUGAGUAUCCACAGCGUGUAUUCUUUCGUAACAACAAGGUAUGCCAUUUCUCACUAACCUGAAAAUCUAGUCUUUCAACAACACGGUCAAUUGUCACCGUGCAUGCCCUCUUCUUCUCUUCUCUCGCUCUCUUCCUCUCCACUUUUGCUUCCUUCCUCUCCGCAUCCUCGCACCAAAACCCUAAAACCCUUACUCCUUUGUCCCACGAUGAAGGAUCGGCCUCCGUCCUCGUACGGCUCCGUUUACAUCCCUCCCCACCACCGUCUCCGUUCCGUCAUCUCUUCUUCCAACAACAACGCUAGCAAGACGGGACCAGAUUUUUCCACCUCCGCGUCCGCGAUACAGCCCAAACUCAACAACCGUAAAAACGCCUCCGCUUUGAGCGCUAGGGACACUGCUGCUGCUCCUCCUCCUCCUUCGCCUUUCUUGCAACAACCGCAGCAACAGCAACAGCAGAGGACUUAUAAUAGCAAUAAUAGCAGUAAAAAUAGUAAUAAUAAUAAUUGUCAGUAUAAUUCAGCUUAUGAUGACGGGAUUUCUGAGGAUGGCUCUGAUCGGGAGCUCAAUUUGUCAUUGCAAUCGGGUACUUUCAGUUAUGCUAACAUUGAUGAGUGGAAGCGGAAUCUAGCCAUACUUUUACGUAAUGACGAGAAACAGGAGUUGGUCUCGAGGGAGAAGAAGGACAGACGAGACUUUGAGCAAAUAGCAGCUUUGGCAAGCAGAAUGGGUUUGUAUAGCCAUCUUUAUUCCAAAGUUGCUGUCUUCAGUAAGGUCCCCCUGCCUAACUACAGAUUUGACCUGGAUGAUAAGUGUCCACAGAGGGAGGUGAACUUAAAUUUUGGUUUGUUGAAGAGAGUUGAUGCCCAUCUUGGAGAGUACCUUUUUCAAAAAUCUAGGACUAAGGAAAGCUUUUCGGACAAUUGUUUCUCUAGAUCAAGCAGUAAUAGCAGUAUAGUUACUGAUGAAGGACUUUUUGAGCAGCCCGAGCCCUUGGCAUUCAGCUCAGCUGUCAUGGAGAAAAUUCUUUGGCGGAGAGGUUUGCAGCUUCGUGAUCAGCAACAAGCGUGGCAGGAGUCUCUUGAGGGGACAAGAAUGCUAGAAUUUCGUCAAAGUCUUCCUGCUUACAAAGAGAAGGAUGCGAUAUUGUCAGUCAUUUUGCAGAACCAGGUUGUUAUCAUCUCAGGUGAAACUGGGUGUGGCAAGACGACACAAAUUCCCCAAUUUAUUUUAGAAUCUGAAAUAGAUUCUGUUCGUGGAGCUGUUUGUAGCAUUAUAUGUACACAACCCAGGCGAAUAUCUGCUAUAUCUGUUUCAGAAAGAGUUGCUUCAGAGAGAGGAGAGAAAUUGGGUGAAUCUGUUGGAUAUAAAGUACGGCUUGAGGGUAUGAAAGGGAGGGAUACCCGCCUUCUCUUUUGCACCACAGGCAUUUUGUUGAGAAGGCUGCUUGUUGAUAGAAAUUUAAAAGGUGUAACGCACGUCAUUGUGGAUGAGAUUCAUGAACGUGGGAUGAAUGAAGAUUUCCUGCUCAUUGUCCUUAAAGAUCUCCUACCCCGCCGCCCGGAAUUAAGGCUGAUUUUGAUGAGCGCAACUCUAGAUGCUGAGCUUUUCUCAUCAUAUUUUGGUGGGGCUCCUUUAAUCCACAUUCCUGGUUUUACGUACCCAGUUCAAGCACAUUUUUUGGAGAAUAUUUUGGAGAUGACAGAUUACAGGUUAACUCCAUAUAAUCAAAUUGAUGAUUACGGUCAAGAAAGGAUGUGGAAAAUGAGCAAGCAAGCACCAAGAAAGAGGAAGAGUCAAAUUGCCUCCACUGUUGAGGAUGCACUCCGGGCUGCGGAUUUUAAGGAUUUUAGGCCUCAGACUCGGGAGUCUUUGUCAUGUUGGAAUCCUGAUUGCAUUGGUUUUAAUCUCAUAGAAUAUCUUUUAUCCUACAUCUGUGAGAAUGAAAGGCCUGGUGCUGUUCUAGUUUUUAUGACCGGGUGGGAUGACAUAAGUUCUAUGAAGGAUAAGCUGCUAGCUCAUCCUAUCCUUGGAGAUCCUAGCCGAGUUUUGUUGCUUACUUGCCAUGGUUCUAUGGCCAGUUCUGAGCAGAAGUUAAUUUUUCAAGAGCCUGAAGAGGAAGUGAGAAAAAUCGUGUUAACUACUAAUAUUGCUGAGACAAGCAUCACCAUUAAUGAUGUUGUUUUUGUUCUUGAUUGUGGAAAAGCAAAAGAGACAUCCUACGAUGCACUGAAUAACACUCCUUGUUUGCUACCAUCAUGGAUUUCCAAGGUUUCUGCUCAACAAAGAAGAGGAAGAGCCGGCCGAGUUCAACCCGGAGAAUGUUACCAUCUCUAUCCUCGAUGCGUAUAUGAUGCCUUCAGUGAAUAUCAAUUACCUGAAAUUUUGAGAACACCUUUGCAGUCUCUUUGUCUGCAAAUCAAAAGUUUGAAGCUGGGAAGUAUAUCUGAAUUCCUAUCAAGGGCGUUGCAGUCACCAGAGUUACUAGCGGUUCAAAAUGCCAUUGAAUAUUUAAAAAUCAUUGGUGCUUUGGAUGAGAAUGAAAAUCUGACUGUGUUGGGGCAUUAUUUGACUAUGCUUCCAAUGGAGCCAAAACUUGGGAAGAUGCUAAUACUAGGUGCUAUUCUUAAUUGCCUGGAUCCUGUCUUAACUAUCGUUGCUGGUCUUAGUGUUCGAGAUCCAUUUUUGACACCAUUGGACAAGAAAGAUCUUGCAGAUGCUGCAAAAUUGCAGUUUUCCCGUGAUUACAGUGACCACCUUGCCCUUGUUCGUGCCUAUGAGGGCUGGAAAGAAGCUGAGAAAGACCUUGCUGGAUAUGAUUACUGCUGGAAAAAUUUUCUUUCUGCACAAUCAAUGAAGGCUAUUGAGUCUCUUCAGAAGGAGUUCCUUUCUUUGCUCAAGGAUACUGGUCUUUUUGAUGGCAAUGCAACUAACUAUAAUGCAUGGAGCUAUGAUCAGCAGCUCAUCCGAGCAAUUAUUUGUUAUGGACUGUAUCCUGGAAUUUGCUCUGUUGUGCACAAUGAGAAAUCAUUUUCACUAAAAACUAUGGAGGAUGGACCGGUGCUUCUAUACUCAAACUCUGUUAAUGCUCGGGAAUCUAGAAUUCCAUAUCCUUGGCUUGUUUUCAAUGAGAAGAUAAAAGUGAACUCUGUUUUCCUGCGGGAUUCAACAGCUGUCUCUGAUUCAGUGCUUCUCCUGUUUGGUGGGAGCAUCUCAAGAGGAGAUGUUGAUGGACACUUGAAGAUGUUGGGCGGAUAUUUGGAAUUUUUCAUGCAACCUGCUAUAGCAGAAAAAUAUCAAACCAUAAGGAGAGAAUUUGAUAAGCUGAUUCAAAAUAAAUUACUGAAUCCCCAAAUGGUCCUACAUUUCCAUCACGAGCUUAUUUCUGCUGUACGGUUGCUGGUUUCUGAGGAUCAGUGUGAUGGAAGAUUUGUAUUUGGCCGUCAGGUCCAUAAACCAACAAAAAUGCCUGUUAUGCCACAACAGCCUACUUUGGUCUCAAGGACAGAGAGUGGACCCGGGGGUGAUAAUUCUAAAAGUCAGCUCCAAACACUGCUCACUAGAGCAGGAUAUGCUGCGCCAACCUAUAAGACAAAGCAAUUGAAAAACAAUCAGUUCCGAGCCACUGUAGAGUUCAAUGGUAUGCAAAUCAUGGGACAGCCUUGCAACAACAAGAAGAGUGCAGAAAAAGAUGCAGCAGCUGAGGCUCUGCAGUGGCUGAUGGGUGGUACCCAGACAGGCCAUGAAUAUAUCAAUCACAUGUCGAUGUUGCUGAAGAAAAGCAAGAGGGAUCACUGAACUACCAUGGCGCAAGUCUCCUAUCGAGGGCUUUGUGAGGAACAAUGAUCCCUACAAAUGAGGUGUAACCUUAUUAUUCUUGUGUCAUGGUUAGAUUGUCCCUUUUCCAAGGAAAAUGAAGAAACUGGGUUGCUGCAUGGAAAGCCAUAAGUUAGACCAUGUCACUGCCAUCUUGUAGUUUUACUAACAAAGCAGAAUCUGAUGGAGUAUUUGGUUUUCGCUUCUCGGUAAGUAGUUUGUCACUGCUUGUGGCCUGGAGACAGCUAACUGACAAAGGCUAAGUGGAUUAGAAUUUACCCAUGUUGCACACUUGAUGGUGUUGAUCUUGGAUUGAGACAGUUGAUCAGGGACAACAAAACUUACAAAUACCUUUCUUGGUUAGAAAGUGUGCAUAUGCAAAGUGUGGGGGAAGUUAGUUGAUAUCUUGCAGUAUCGUAUGCUUAUAAUCAUUUUUUGUCAAAAUUAAUAUCUGUAUAUAACUUGAUAAAACAGUGUUGCUAGGUUUGUAAUUCGUGAGAAUUACUCUUCUCAGCAUUAUUGAUUCACUCUUCCUUGUAAGAGACACUAGAUUUAUUUAUUUCCAUCUUGAGCCAAUGGGGGACGUUCUUUCUUCAUCCACGUUUUAUAAUGGAAAAGAGAGAGAUUCAUUUUGGUCUGGUC
Messenger RNA from Theobroma umbraticum, 4475 nucleotides. RefSeq names its product DEA(D/H)-box RNA helicase family protein. Lineage: Eukaryota; Viridiplantae; Streptophyta; Magnoliopsida; Malvales; Malvaceae. The record is from RefSeq and is a predicted model, not a curated record. Gene Ontology annotation, molecular function: helicase activity; ATP binding; RNA binding. Gene Ontology annotation, cellular component: nucleus; intracellular anatomical structure.